AUGAAGCUCUCUCUUGUUAUUCUCGCCAUCUUGGCCUUGUUCUUCACCAACCACGCAGAAGCCUUUGCCCGAGGAACCGCCACCACUCGUAGCCAACCCCUCUCGGCCACUUCCACUCAACUUUCUGCGGCUGCCAAGAAGAAGACUGCCAAGAAGAAGGCAGCUUCCAAAAAGUCUACUGCAGCCCUUGAGGUCGAACCCUUGAAAAAGCCGGAGUUGGUGGCACAAAUAGCUGAAACUUUGGAUAUUACCAAGGUUGCUGCCGAUGCUGCCCUUACUGCUGUGAUUGACACUAUUGCUGAUAACAUUGUGGACAAGAAGAAGGUCAGUCUUCCUGGAUUUGGAACCUUUCAACUCAAGCAACGAGCAGCUAGAAAAGGACGCAACCCUCAAACUGGAGAAGAAUUGGACAUUGCUGCUAGUUUGUCUCCAACUUUCACAGCUGCUAAGGGACUCAAGGAACGGGCAAAUGAAUAA
Cylindrotheca closterium is the source of this 477-nucleotide messenger RNA. The record is from the annotation of a GenBank genome assembly. Lineage: Eukaryota; Bacillariophyta; Bacillariophyceae; Bacillariales; Bacillariaceae.